UCAUUUCAACCUCUCUACUGCCUUCCAUGGCUGCUACUUUUCUUCUUCACCACAUCUAUCUCCACUUCAGCGUCAAGAUUAAGAAUGCCAAGGCUUACGGUGCAUAAUAGUGCAAUAGACCGACCAAGCAGAAGUCGCCCUUUGGAUUCAGAGGGAUAUCAAAGUUUAUUUUAUGGCCAAACCCUUGAUCACUUCAAUUAUCAGCCACAAAGUUAUCUCACUUUCAAACAAAGAUACGUACUGAAUUCUAAGUAUUGGAAAGGUGCUGAAGCUUCUGCACCAAUUUUUGCAUUCCUUGGAGAGGAAGCUUCAUUGGAUUCUGAUUUAGAUGCUAUUGGUUUCCUCAAUGAGAAUGCAGCUCAAUUUGGUGCUUUAAUUGUGUUCAUGGAGCAUAGGUUCUAUGGAGAAUCAGUCCCAUUUGUAUCAAGAGAAGAAGCAUUGAAAAAUGCAACUCUCCGUGGCUACUUCAACUCUGCUCAAGCUUUGGCUGAUUAUGCAGAAAUACUUUUGUACGUCAAGAAAGAUUUUUCAGCAUACAAUUCUCCAAUCAUCGUCUUUGGAGGAUCCUACGGUGGAAUGCUUGCUGCAUGGUUUCGCCUCAAAUACCCUCACAUUGCCUUGGGGGCACUGGCCUCUUCAGCCCCACUUCUUUACGUGGAUGGCUUAACACCACAUUCUGCAUUUUUUUAUGUCGUUACAAACGACUUCAGGGAAGCAAGUGAGAGUUGCUACACUACCAUAAAAAAUUCUUGGGCUGAAAUUGAAAGAAUCUCCAACUUGGAAAAUGGUCUUUCCAUCCUUUCAAAUAAAUUCAGAACUUGCGAACCUUUGAAGGAUGCUAAGAGUUUGAAAUUAAGUCUGGAAUUGAUGUAUCUUGCAACAGCUCAAUAUGAUAGACCUCCAACAUAUGGUGUUAAUGUUAUUUGCAAUGCUAUAGACAGUGCACCACCAGCUUCUGAUAUACUCGACAGGAUUUUUUCGGGAGUUGUUGCUCACUAUGGAGAUGCUUCUUGCUAUAAUUUGGGUGGUUAUUUGGGUGGUUCUUCGUCUCCGGAUGAAACUCAACAAGGCUGGGCUUGGCAGGUGUGUAGUGACAUUGUGGUAGAACUGGGAGUAGAUACCAAUGAUACCAUGUUUGUACUGAAUCCCUAUGAUGCAAACGCUAAUAAUGAGCACUGCAUGGAGACAUAUGGAGUUGUCCCUAGACGUAACUGGAUCACAACUUAUCAUGGAGGUCAAAAUAUACGAGAAGUUCUCAAGAAGUUUGGUAGCAACAUCAUCUUUUCCAACGGACUUCGAGAUCCUUGGAGCAGUGGCGGGAUUUUGGAAGAUAUAUCAGACACCAUUGUGGCAGUGAAAACAAAUGAAGGGUCUCAUUGCUUGGAUGUAGCACCAUCAAGAGAGGAUGAUCCAGAUUGGCUGGUCAUGCAAAGAAGAACAGAAGUUGAAAUCAUUAGCAAAUGGAUCACUGAUUACUAUGAAGCUAAGUUUAAACAAUGAUCAUUUCAUUACUUUAAAUAUUAGAUAGUCUUUGAACU
This is a messenger RNA of Hevea brasiliensis (rubber tree), 1538 nucleotides long. RefSeq lists its product as uncharacterized. The transcript has 9 exons. The record is from RefSeq and is a predicted model, not a curated record. Gene Ontology annotation, biological process: proteolysis. Lineage: Eukaryota; Viridiplantae; Streptophyta; Magnoliopsida; Malpighiales; Euphorbiaceae. Gene Ontology annotation, molecular function: serine-type exopeptidase activity; dipeptidyl-peptidase activity. Bases 85 to 1500 code for a protein of 471 amino acids.